This is a messenger RNA of Chaetomium globosum CBS 148.51, 864 nucleotides long. RefSeq lists its product as uncharacterized. NCBI's taxonomy places the organism in Eukaryota, Fungi, Ascomycota, Sordariomycetes, Sordariales, Chaetomiaceae. The transcript has a single exon. The coding region runs from base 1 to 864 and encodes 287 amino acids. The record is from RefSeq and is a predicted model, not a curated record.
AUGGCAACAAACAACCCCAAACGCCACACGAGGACCUGGGCACUGUCAUCCCCCGAUCCCCCGGGGGAGAACCGAAACGCCGCCGACCACCACCAACACCAACAACAUCAGGGAUCAUGGAAGAGCCGGGAUUGGAGUCCUCCUACCCAAGUCGAGCCCAGCUCUGCGCCGCGUCCUUCGUUCGUGGCGGAAUCGGAGCCGCCCCUUCCCCAAAGGGGCCCCGAACAUCGCCCCAAGACCCCCUCGCCAGACAAACCCCUCACCAGAAGGUCAGGGCACAUAGGCCCCCCCACAACAACAACAACCGCAAACAACAACCCAACACCCACACCCACAACCCCCCCCUUCCCCGCUUCCCCCUCCCUCCCCCUCACCACCCCCCUCACCCUGCACUCCCCACCCCCACCGACCAGCGACACCCCCCUACACCCCGAAGACCUGAUAACCGACGUCCUCGCGCGCCUGGCCUCCUCCCUCAACCUCGCCCAACGCUUCCAGCCCACCUCCCAAACCCGGCCCCUCCGCCCCUUCGAGCGCGGCUACUGGCUCGUGGACUGCCGCGGGUGGGACGCGGCGCUGAAGCGCUCCGCGUGGGGGUUCCUGGCGUCGUACCUGGCCAAGGGCGCCGCGGGGUGGGGGACGUCGUGCACGCGGGACGCAGGGUUUGCGUGGUUGAGGGUGUAUUGUUGGGGGGGCGUGGUCGGGCAUAUGUAUCUGGUGCUGUAUUUGAUGAGUCGGAGGAGGGUGCUGGAGACGGGGGCCGAGUGGGUCGGGGCCGAGGGGACGGCCGUCGUGGUUGUGGCGGCGAGGGCGGCGAAGGCGCCGGCGGCAGAGGGGAGGUGGGAGGUGGGAGGUGGGAGUUGA